Mastomys coucha (southern multimammate mouse) is the source of this 3761-nucleotide messenger RNA. It is a transcript of the gene Zbtb14, whose product is annotated as zinc finger and BTB domain containing 14. Gene Ontology annotation, biological process: regulation of transcription by RNA polymerase II. The transcript has 3 exons. Gene Ontology annotation, cellular component: nucleus. The record is from RefSeq and is a predicted model, not a curated record. Bases 501 to 1850 code for a protein of 449 amino acids. NCBI's taxonomy places the organism in Eukaryota, Metazoa, Chordata, Mammalia, Rodentia, Muridae. Gene Ontology annotation, molecular function: protein binding; DNA-binding transcription factor activity, RNA polymerase II-specific; RNA polymerase II cis-regulatory region sequence-specific DNA binding.
GGGCGCGAGCUCGGGGCUCGCGGGCGGAGCAGGGCGCGGCGCAGCGCGGGGCUGCGGAACCGGCCGCAUGCCCGCUCCCGAGCUCGUCGCGCCGCCGGGGCCGCUGCGGGCCAAGGGAGAGCCUCGCGCCCGCGCCGCGACCUGGAGAAGCGGCGGAUGGUGGAAGGGAAAGUGGCCCGUCGCUGGCGGGCACCGCUCAGGGGAGCUUUUGUUUAGGAAAGAAUGCUGAGGGCUCGCUGCACCCGGCGGCUCACAGGCUGCGAAAUGCGAGUGUGGGUUCCCCACGCGCGGACUGCGCCCCACGUCUUGCGCGGGGCCCCGGAUUCCCCACUCCCAAGUUGUGCGGUCGCAACAGGGAAGUGGUGUGGCCGCCAUUGUCGCAGCUGCUCCGGAAUAAGGAGGCGGCUGCGGCUGCUUAUAUCUGGCUUGCCCCUGAUCAGACUUACUCUGAUCUGAAGAUUUUGGUGUUUAAGGCAUUUAAAAAAUAGCCUGAAUUGUUCAUGGAGUUUUUCAUCAGUAUGUCUGAAACCAUAAAAUACAAUGACGAUGAUCAUAAAACGCUGUUUCUGAAAACGCUGAACGAACAGCGCCUAGAAGGAGAAUUCUGUGACAUCGCCAUCGUGGUUGAAGAUGUAAAGUUCAGAGCACACCGGUGUGUUCUAGCGGCUUGCAGCACAUACUUUAAAAAGCUCUUCAAGAAGCUGGAAGUCGAUAGCUCUUCAGUCAUAGAGAUAGAUUUCCUCCGUUCCGACAUAUUUGAAGAGGUACUGAACUACAUGUACACAGCAAAGAUUUCCGUGAAAAAGGAGGAUGUCAACUUGAUGAUGUCGUCCGGUCAGAUUCUCGGUAUCCGGUUUUUAGAUAAACUGUGUUCUCAGAAGCGUGAUGUGUCUAGCCCGGAUGAAAGUAAUGGCCAGUCAAAGAGCAAGUAUUGCCUCAAACUAAACCGCCCCAUGGGAGACACUGCUGAUGCUCAGGACGAUGAUGUGGAAGAAAUCGGGGACCAGGAUGACAGCCCUUCUGAUGACACAGUAGAAGGCACUCCCCCGAGUCAGGAGGACGGCAAAUCUCCUACGACCACUCUCAGGGUUCAGGAAGCGAUUUUGAAAGAGCUGGGGAGCGAGGAAGUUCGAAAAGUGAACUGCUACGGCCAGGAAGUAGAAUCCAUGGAGACUCCCGAGUCCAAAGAUCUGGGGUCUCAGACCCCUCAAGCCUUAACCUUUAAUGAUGGGAUGAGCGAAGUAAAAGAUGAACAGACUCCGGGCUGGACGACGGCAGCCAGCGACAUGAAGUUUGAGUAUUUGCUUUACGGUCACCAUCGGGAGCAGAUCGCCUGCCAAGCGUGCGGGAAGACGUUUUCUGAUGAAGGCAGAUUGAGGAAGCAUGAAAAGCUCCACACAGCAGACAGGCCGUUUGUCUGUGAGAUGUGUACAAAAGGUUUCACCACCCAGGCCCACCUGAAAGAACACCUAAAAAUCCACACAGGGUAUAAACCCUACAGCUGUGAGGUUUGCGGGAAGUCGUUCAUCCGCGCUCCAGACCUGAAGAAGCACGAGAGGGUUCACAGCAACGAAAGACCUUUCGCGUGUCACAUGUGUGACAAAGCCUUCAAACACAAGUCUCACCUCAAGGACCACGAGAGAAGGCACAGAGGGGAGAAGCCUUUUGUGUGCGGCUCCUGCACCAAGGCCUUUGCCAAGGCCUCAGAUCUGAAGAGGCAUGAGAACAAUAUGCACAGUGAAAGGAAACAGGUCACCCCCAGUGCCAUCCAGAGUGAGACGGAACAGUUGCAGGCCGCAGCGAUGGCUGCCGAGGCCGAGCAGCAGCUGGAGACGAUCGCCUGUAGCUAGAGGUGAUGGGUCAGGAACACUGGGCCUGGGAGGUGGAUGCUGAGGUUGCGUUGACUGUAGUCAGCGAACACCUUUGACCGCUUUGUGGCAAGUGACUGCAUUGUGCUGGCUGGACCUAAGGCAGUGCUCACUCCAGUUGGGUAAUUCUCAAAUUUCUCCAGGCAGUUGCGUUCCUAUGUUCUGACCAAACAGUUUGGUUUUUUUAUCUCUUUUUGUGUGUGUGUAUGAUGUUUAGUAUUCAAAUUCCCAAUAAGCUCCCUUACCCUUCUUUAUGGUUUUACUUUGAAAUCUCCUUUGUCUAGUUUAAAAUGAAUGGCUUCUAUUUCAUUCUUAAUCCCUCAACUCUUGCCAAGCUGGUGAGUGCACUGCACAGAGUCAUUGAAUAAAUUGAUUUCCUAAUCAUCCCGGUAUAUGUGACUUACAGUCAAAACAGCAGUCUUAGUAACUGGAAACAAGACCUUUCUAUCGAUGCAGAAAACGUUGGCACGUGCUGACCCAGAACACUGCAGAAGUACAAAACCAAAUUUGGAGAAAUGGAAUGGUGUUAGUUUUGUAUUUGGUUUGUGAUUUUUAUAUCUCUCUAUCAUUGUUUUUCACUGUUCCUGUGGACAAAUAAUGGUUGCUUUGCUGAAGUGUUCUUCCUCCAUUGUAAUGGCCCCUGUACCCACCCCAAAUGCUGCAGGUCACGUUUACCUCAGGGUGACUGAGACUACCAGGAUGCUGGUGGUGUCGGGACCCGGUUCCUCUUCUGUCCAGUGUGGCCAUUCUGUCUGUGUGUCCGUGCAGUGGAUCAGCAUGGACAGGAGGAGAAGUGUCUGAGACAAGGUUUUCACAAAUACAAAAAACCCUAAGGUUUCCCAGGUCUUGAAAUUAUGACUGAUUUCAGAAUUGGUUUUGUAUUUAAGAUCAAAAUUAGGACAAGAAACAGAAACAUUUCUUCAAAUACGUUUUUGUAGUUGAUAUCAUCAAGCUUUGGGGGUCUCUGCAUCUCUGCAGCACUCAGUUUCCCAUCAAGCUUUGGGGUCUCUGCAUCUCUGCAGCAUUCAGUUCCCCAUGAGGAAGAUGCUUUCUGAAAUAAACCUGAGGUCUUUUACGUGUGUAAAUAGUAGUGUUGGUCUUAUGUAUUUCAAGAUAAAAGGGCAGCUGCAUUUAUUUUCUUUUUUUCUUUUUUCAACAGUGGAUUAAAGUACCUUUCAUUGACAACAAAUAUCAGACUCCUUUAACCAACAUUAAAGACUGUCAGACCAAAUGUUUACGUUUUCCAAAUAUGUUUUAUCACUGGUUGCAGUUUCCAGUAGAAGCUGAUUGCCCUGUCAUAGCCAUAAAUCAGAAUUAUGAACUUUGUUUCAGAUCGGGUGUACUAAAUGCUCUUUUGACUAUUUCCUUAGGAAUGUAUUAAAAUGCCAACAGAGUUUGAAUUAUGUUCUGUAAGAAAGUGUAGACAAUUGUUUUAGGGUGUGUACAGUUGUAGAAGGUGCCAACUUUAAAAGUUCACGUUUGGUUCUUAAGGUUUUCUUUUUUAAAAAAAAUGCAUUAAAAUAAUUUCAUUACAUAGCCAGCCUAUUAUACUAACAUCUGUUAUUACUGUUGUGAGAAAAUUUUUAUUUUCAAAACCGGUGUAUAUGUUAUGCCCGAGAUUGUCGGAUGGAGAGGAGGCUACCUUUAAAUUUUUUUAAUUUAUUGUUGAAAUGUUACAGCUUAAAUUAAUUUUUCUGAGCGGUUUGUUCUGUUUUGAAGGCAAUCCCAUCAGUUCGUCUGUGCUGUUAGUAGGAGGACCGGCCGGACUGGUGAUCCUAGGCUGUGUUAACCAAAGCAAAUGUGAAAUCAGCUGGCAUCCUGUUGAUAGCUACUUCAACAAACCAUAUUUUGGGCCUUUGUUUUUUGUAUAUAAAGAUAAAUGAUACACUCCUC